This is a messenger RNA of Acyrthosiphon pisum (pea aphid), 504 nucleotides long. RefSeq lists its product as uncharacterized. NCBI's taxonomy places the organism in Eukaryota, Metazoa, Arthropoda, Insecta, Hemiptera, Aphididae. The transcript is spliced from 2 exons. The record is from RefSeq and is a predicted model, not a curated record. The coding region runs from base 1 to 504 and encodes 167 amino acids.
AUGUUUAAAAGAGAGUUUUUGCACAACGCCGCGCCGGUUAAAAAUAAAGAAACGGUACAACAUUUCGAAAAAACUGCCACCAGGAGAGCUGAUGGUCGGUUUGUGCUCCGUCUACCUGUAAAACCAGAAGUUAGCCAACUAGGCGAUAGCAUAUCUAUGGCCAUGUCACGCUUCAUUAGCGUUGAAAGAAGAUUAUCACGAGAUGAACAACUACGUACCGAGUAUGUAAAAUUCAUGACACAAUAUUUAGAAAUGGGUCACAUGGAGGAAGUAAUUGAAAACGAAAUUCCAACAUCAAGGCAAUUUUACUUACCACACCACGCAGUGGUCAAAACGGCCAGUCUAACUACAAAGGUACGAGUAGUUUUCGACGCAUCAGCUAAGAGCUCAUCAGGACUAUCUUUAAACGAUGUCCUAAUGUGUGGUCCGAGUAUCCAAGAAGAAUUGUUUUCGAUCUUAUGUCGGUUUAGAAGUCAUCAGUUCGUUAUCACUGCGGCUACGUAG